CAAUCCCUCCUCGCCUAUUCCCUCGUCCAUCGAAACCCGAAUCGCAAGAGGAACAGAAAAAAUUCUCCUCCCAAUCGAAGCAAGUCGUCGAAUCCUCCUCCUCUCAAGAUGCAGAUUUUUGUGAAGACACUCACCGGCAAGACCAUCACCCUUGAGGUGGAGUCCUCGGAUACCAUUGACAACGUCAAAGCCAAGAUCCAGGACAAGGAGGGCAUUCCCCCAGACCAGCAGCGUCUCAUCUUCGCUGGCAAGCAGCUUGAGGAUGGCCGCACCCUGGCUGACUACAACAUCCAGAAGGAGUCCACCCUUCACCUGGUGCUGAGGCUCAGGGGAGGUAUGCAGAUCUUCGUCAAAACCCUGACCGGCAAGACCAUCACGCUUGAGGUCGAGUCCUCGGACACGAUCGACAACGUGAAGGCCAAGAUCCAGGACAAGGAGGGCAUCCCUCCAGACCAGCAGCGUCUCAUCUUCGCUGGCAAGCAGCUUGAGGAUGGCCGCACCCUGGCUGACUACAACAUCCAGAAGGAAUCUACCCUCCACCUUGUGCUCAGGCUCAGGGGAGGCAUGCAGAUCUUCGUCAAGACCCUGACCGGAAAGACCAUCACUCUUGAGGUCGAGUCCUCAGACACGAUCGACAACGUGAAGGCCAAGAUCCAGGACAAGGAGGGCAUCCCUCCGGACCAGCAGCGUCUCAUCUUCGCUGGCAAGCAGCUUGAGGAUGGCCGCACCCUGGCUGACUACAACAUCCAGAAGGAAUCCACCCUCCACCUUGUGCUCAGGCUCAGGGGAGGCAUGCAGAUCUUCGUCAAGACCCUGACCGGCAAGACCAUCACUCUUGAGGUCGAGUCCUCGGACACGAUCGACAACGUGAAGGCCAAGAUCCAGGACAAGGAGGGCAUCCCUCCGGAUCAGCAGCGUCUCAUCUUCGCUGGCAAGCAGCUCGAGGAUGGCCGCACCCUGGCUGACUACAACAUCCAGAAGGAAUCCACCCUCCAUCUUGUGCUCAGGCUCAGGGGAGGCAUGCAGAUCUUCGUCAAGACCCUUACUGGCAAGACCAUCACACUUGAGGUCGAGUCCUCGGACACGAUUGACAACGUGAAGGCCAAGAUCCAGGACAAGGAGGGUAUCCCCCCGGACCAGCAGCGUCUCAUCUUUGCCGGCAAGCAGCUCGAGGAUGGCCGCACACUGGCUGACUACAACAUACAGAAGGAAUCCACCCUCCACCUGGUGCUCAGGCUCAGGGGUGGUAUGCAGAUCUUUGUCAAGACCCUUACUGGCAAGACCAUCACCUUGGAGGUUGAGUCCUCGGACACGAUCGACAACGUGAAGGCCAAGAUCCAGGACAAGGAGGGUAUUCCCCCGGACCAGCAGCGUCUGAUCUUUGCCGGCAAGCAGCUUGAGGAUGGGCGGACCCUUGCGGAUUACAACAUCCAGAAGGAGUCCACCCUCCAUUUGGUGCUCCGCCUCCGUGGUGGCCAGUAAGUCCUUUGGCCAUGGAGGAGCUGCUGUUCUAGGGUUCACAGGUCUGACCAUUGUCUUCGCCGAUGGAGUUCUGCAUAUCUGGUCUUUGCCCGCUAUGUCUAAAUCUUGUCUCGUUUCAUUGUGUGCUAUUUAGCUGUAAUGUGUAUCCGUUAAGUAUGAUUUGGUGGUGUCUGAACAUGUUGCUACAAUGCUGCGAUGGAGCAGCUUGGAAGAUCUAUAAUAUAAUGAAUAAGUGAGCCCUAAUCAUUGUGUCGUUUUA
Oryza brachyantha (malo sina) is the source of this 1741-nucleotide messenger RNA. Its product is annotated as polyubiquitin. Bases 109 to 1482 code for a protein of 457 amino acids. The transcript is spliced from 2 exons. Gene Ontology annotation, molecular function: ubiquitin protein ligase binding; protein tag activity. NCBI's taxonomy places the organism in Eukaryota, Viridiplantae, Streptophyta, Magnoliopsida, Poales, Poaceae. The record is from RefSeq and is a predicted model, not a curated record. Gene Ontology annotation, biological process: modification-dependent protein catabolic process; protein ubiquitination. Gene Ontology annotation, cellular component: cytoplasm; nucleus.